Melanotaenia boesemani (Boeseman's rainbowfish) is the source of this 2303-nucleotide messenger RNA. RefSeq names its product dual specificity phosphatase 29-like. Gene Ontology annotation, molecular function: MAP kinase phosphatase activity; protein tyrosine/serine/threonine phosphatase activity. The transcript is spliced from 4 exons. The record is from RefSeq and is a predicted model, not a curated record. Gene Ontology annotation, biological process: negative regulation of MAPK cascade; protein dephosphorylation. Gene Ontology annotation, cellular component: cytoplasm. NCBI's taxonomy places the organism in Eukaryota, Metazoa, Chordata, Actinopteri, Atheriniformes, Melanotaeniidae. The coding region runs from base 164 to 769 and encodes 201 amino acids.
CCUGACUUGAGCCUGCCAGAACUAAACCUUCCCAUGUUCUGCCUUUAAGGGCUGCUUCACAACAAGCUGCCACAAUGAUGAAAACCAGAUUCUGGAGUAAGAAAACGCAGGACCUCGAUGUGUCGCAAAUAAAUCAUGUGUGAAAGGCAGCCACAAAUAAAAAAUGGCUUCUCACAAGUCGAAGAGUGGCACAACAACAAAUUUUACAAAAGCAGCUGAGGCAUCGAGUCCAUUGGAUGAUUAUGUCACACCUGGGGGAUAUGAGCUGGAGAAAAUCCUCAACCGUGGGAGUGUGGCAUACACUCAUGUCAAUGAGGUCUGGCCUAAUGUCUACAUUGGAGAUGAGCAGACUGCAAAGGACAAGUAUAACCUGAAGAAGUUGGGGAUCACACACAUCUUGAAUGCAGCAGAGGGGACGUGGAAUAGCGUGGACACUGGACCUGGUUACUACAGUGACAUGGGCAUUGUUUACUAUGGCGUGGUAGCAGAAGACAUCCCAACAUUUGACCUAAGUCAGUAUUUCUCCUCUGCUGCCCAGUUUAUUCAAGAGACACUCAGCAAUCCUCAGAAUAAGUUGCUGGUCCAUUGUGUGAUGGGAAGGAGCCGUUCUGCCACACUUUUCCUUGCCUACCUCAUGAUCUACGAGAACAUGACGGUGGUGGACGCCAUUGAUCAUGUCAAGAAACGCAGGCGGAUCAUACCCAACUGGGGCUUCCUGAAGCAACUAAGAGAACUGGAUGAGCAGCUCACGGAGAAAAGGAAAAGCUGAUCAGCAAAAAGUUGAUUGAACUUUUUCCCUUUAUUGUGGACUAUUGCAAGCCAAGUUCCUGGUUUUAACUAACUAACAAAUCUAGUUUCAAAUUAUCUUAGACAAGUCAAAGGUAAAAGUAAUUUGUCACAAGUUUCAGUUUGGAGUAAAACUAUUCCAAGUUUAUCACUUCUAAUAUCAAGUCCUUAAUGGCAAACUCAAGUUAGGUGAAACAAAUUCAAUUUUAAUUCUAGAAAGUCUCAAAAGUCUCAAAAGUGCAAAGCUAGCCAAACCCUUAGAAUAUCUCUGACAGGCCUUGGACUAACACAUGAUUAAAAUCAAAGCAAAACAAUCAAGUACAUGGUCAAUCAUAAUUUAUUCUUAUGCUAAAAUGUACAGCAUUUUAAGUGACUGACAAAAGGAGAAAAGUCAUAAAUACAAGAAUGUCAUUCUGUCCCAAUUUGUGUGCACAUAGCCAGGUAUUUCCCCCCUGUUCUUACCAGCAACUGUACAGGUACAAAGGCUACAAAAGAGCAAUAUUAACAAAAACACAAGUACAAGUUGCGUUUUACAUGCAAUCCAUUAGCUUAGUUUGGUCUAUUCACAGGCUCUAUUCUUCUACACUUCAGUAAAAUAUAAAUCCAACAUUUUAUAAAGAUAGAAAACAAAUCUACAGAUGGAAUGAAAACGUAGCUUUAAAGGCAUUAUGUAAAAUAUCGACUUUGGACUAAAUUUAUAUCUUCUUUAUUGUUAUUCAUCAUUAUAAUUAUUUAGUCUUUUAAAUUCUGCCACACUUCUGGACACUUUGAAAUGUUUUAGAAUUUUUAAGGGUACAAACACUGAGAUAUGCUUUGUUAUUUUGACAGAAAUCAGUCUGCUUUAUUAAACAGAAAGCUGCCUCAAGGAGAUCUGUUACAAAAGACUUCAGAAUUAUACAUACAUCGCAAUAAAACCUCUCAAACCAAACAAACAGGACUAAGUUUACAUUAUUUUUACAUUAUUAGAUUUAACAAAAUAUAGUUCAUCUUUCUCCCUGUGGAGGGAAACCUAAUAAAGGCCAGAUAUUUUUAAAAUGGCUUGCUAUUAAGCACAACACUUGUACAGUACUACUCAAUGCACUGUCACUAACAGAGACUGAAGCAUGCUUUUUGUCACUUUACAAAAUAAGUACAAUAAUUUAAAUAUACAAAGGCAUGAGUAUAGUACAAACUAAUUGUCAGCACUGUUAGACAGGUACACUGAACAGGUUCAAACAGCCACGAUCUCCACUCUCCACUUGUAGCAGGCACAUUAAAUGGCUUCAUUUGAGGCUGCUACACAACUGCAAGACCACUGAUGAAUUCUCUACGUCUGAGCGCUGAACCCGCCUGGCUAAAGACACAUUUGAGACACUAACACUAAUUAAAUAGAUUUUCAUCAUAAUGAUGUAAGGCUUCCCAUCUGGAGGACAAAAAUACUUUUUUAACGUUAGCUUCAAAGUUAAGUUAAUGAUGAAAAUUUUUGCAUUCUUUCCAAGUGCUGCUGCUGGUUUUUAAGUAAUAAACAUGAAAUAAAA